Messenger RNA from Rhincodon typus (whale shark), 2066 nucleotides. RefSeq names its product E3 ubiquitin-protein ligase TRIM9. Bases 29 to 2044 code for a protein of 671 amino acids. The transcript is spliced from 9 exons. The record is from RefSeq and is a predicted model, not a curated record. NCBI's taxonomy places the organism in Eukaryota, Metazoa, Chordata, Chondrichthyes, Orectolobiformes, Rhincodontidae. Gene Ontology annotation, molecular function: zinc ion binding; protein binding.
CGUCCCGCCCGAUUACCCCGCCAACUGCAUGGCUGACAUGGAAGAGGAGCUCAAGUGCCCGGUCUGUGGCUCUUUCUACCGAGACCCCAUCAUCUUGCCGUGCUCGCACAAUGUCUGCAUGCCCUGUGCCCGCACCAUUCUGGUGCAGACUCCCGAGGCGGAGCCGCCGUCUCCCCAGGCCCGGGCCAGGGUCUCGGCCUCGGAUUACGACUACCUGGAGCUGGACAAGAUGAGCGUGUACAGCGAGGCAGACAGUGGCUACGGUUCCUACACGGGUAUCGCGCCGGCCACCCCCAGCCAGAAGUCUCCGAACGGCGUGCGGGUGUUCCCGCCGGCGCCGCUGCGCCACUCGAGCCUGACCUGCCCGCAGUGCCACCGCAGCGCGCUGCUGGAGGAGCGGGGACUCCGCGGCUUUGCCAGGAACCGCCUGCUGGAGGCCAUUGUCGGUCGCUACCAGCAAGGUCGCGCCGAGCACGCCCGCUGCCAGCUGUGCGAACUGGGCUCGCAGGAGGCGGCCGUCCAUUGCGAGCAGUGCGACGUGUUCUACUGCGAGCCGUGCCAACGACGCUGCCACCCGGCCCGGGGAGCCUUGGCCAAGCACCAGCUCAUCCCGGCCGGCCAGGCCCGUGCCCCUGCCCCCACCAAGAAACAACCGCUGCCCCGCAAGCUCUCCACCUGCACCGAGCACGAACUGGAGAACCACAGCAUGUACUGCGCCAGUUGCAAGAUCCCCGUGUGCUACCAGUGCCUGGAAGAUGGGAAACACAGCAAGCACGAACUCAAGGCACUGGGAGCCAUGUGGAAACAACACAAGGCUCAGCUGUCUCAAGCAUUAAAUGGUGUGUCUGACAAAGCAAAGGAGGCCAAAGAGUUUUUGGUUCAUUUGAAAAAUAUGGUCCAAUUAAUUCAGGAGAAUGGUGUGGAAGUUGAGGCAUGCCUUGUGGCACAAUGUGAUGCACUUGUUGAUGCAUUAAAUCGCCAGAAAGCCAAGUUACUUACUAGAGUUACCAAGGAGCGGGAGUUUAAAUUAAAGAUUUCAGAUGCUUUAAUCAAACGCGUUCAAGUAUCUCAGGAGCAGUGGAUUAAAGGAGCUUUAGAAGCCAAAAUAAAUCCUGAAUUUGACCUGACACUCGACAAUGGCCCAUUACUGCAGUCAAUCCACCAACUUGAUUUUAUUCAAAUGAAAAUUCCUUCUGCAGUACCACCUGCACCAAUACUACAACUGGAGAAAUGUUGUACUAACAACAACAAUGCCACACUUGCAUGGAAGGCACCUCCACUCAACCAGACACAGAUCGACGGCUACAUACUAGAACUUGAUGAUGGAAAUGGUGGGCACUUUCAGGAGGUGUAUGUUGGCAAAGAAACUGUGUGCACUGUAGAUGGACUUCAGUUCAACAGUGUCUACAAUGCAAGAGUAAAAGCCUUUAAUUCAGCAGGUUUUGGACCUUACAGUAAAACAAUUGUGUUGCAGACUUCUGAGGUGGCUUGGUUCACCUUUGAUCCCACCUCUGCCCAUCCGGAUAUCCUUCUGUCUAAUGAUAACCUGACUGUUACGUGUAAUAGCUAUGAUGAUCGUGUUGUGCUAGGAUCUGUUGCAUUCUCCAAAGGAAUCCAUUACUGGGAACUGUCUAUUGAUCGUUAUGAUAACCACCCUGACCCUGCUUUUGGAGUGGCAAGAAUUAAUUUAGUAAAAGAUAUGAUGCUAGGCAAGGAUGAUAAGGCCUGGGCCAUGUAUGUUGACAACAACCGUAGUUGGUUUAUGCAUGGAAAUUCCCACACAAAUAGGACAGAAGGUGGGAUUUGUAAAGGUACAACAGUUGGUGUUCUCCUGGACCUAAGCAAGCAUAUCCUUUCAUUUCACAUCAACAAUGUUCAGCAAGGCCCUGUAGCCUUUGAAAAUUUGGAAGGCAUCUUUGUGCCUGCUAUCAGCAUUAAUAGGAAUGUCCAGGUAACUCUUCAUACAGGACUGGAAGUUCCAAAUCAUAUCAAACAAGGAAAAUCCUUGUCAUCCUGUAGCCCCAACAGCAAGUCUAUGUAUUGACUACCAAUAAAGUGGCAAACUA